Molecule: messenger RNA, 1656 nt
Organism: Asparagus officinalis (garden asparagus)
Lineage: Eukaryota; Viridiplantae; Streptophyta; Magnoliopsida; Asparagales; Asparagaceae
Exons: 12
Coding region: 166-1434 (422 amino acids)
Source: RefSeq, a predicted model, not a curated record
CCAAAUAAGUUUAAAAUAAAACUUCCCCUUCCCUUCCCCCUCUCUACCCUCCAUCCAAACAGGCCAUAAAUCUAUAUAACAACCCAUUUCAGGCCCAUUCUUCAUAUUGAUUUCGUAUCCGAGCGUUGUACCCGAAAAUUUUUCAAAAGCGCGGAAGCUGAAAAAAUGGCGGAACCCCUAACCCUCACUUCACCGGCCGAGGCCUCGGAGACUGUAAGCAUGGACUUGAAGACCUUUCGAAGUCGAUUGAAGGAUCUUCAAGAAUCGCGAUCAGCUCCCCUCGAUUCUUCUGAAACCUCAAAUCACGAUCCCAAAAACUUGAUUCAAGAGCUCAUUUCAGAUCUCCAGGGGAGGAUCAAGCAGAUAGAGUUGGAGGAAGAGAAUGUUGCAAGCUUGGGACCUGAUGAUUUAGAGGAGUUCUUAGAACAGUUGAAAAAGGAGGUAGACUCAACGGAGGAGGAGAAUAUGAAGAUUUCCAAUGAAAUUAAUGAUCUUACAAGGACGUUCUCAGAAGCUAUUAUUUUUGCAGAUUUGAAUUUGCUGGAUGGUGAACUUGAAUCAAUGGCUUUUUGGCUGAAUCUUAUCGAUUCACAGGGUUUAGAUGUCAGAUUAUACUCGGGUGAUGAGAUGGAUAUACUCAAAGAUAACCAGUAUGAGAUAUUGAAGCUUCAACAGGAUAUUGAUCGACACCAAAAUAAUUUAAGUAUUCUGCAAGAUCUUGAUUUUGUUUUCAAAAGGAUGGAAGCGAUUGGGCAAAUUGAAGAUAAACUAUCACAAGUCAAGGUUCUUGAAUUUGAAGAUAACUGCAUUAGGCUGUCACUGAAAACGCCCAUCCCUUCCUCAGAAAGUUUACUUCUCAGACAUAAGUUGGAUUAUCAAGUAGAGCCAUCUACAGUGGAACAUGAGUUGUUAAUAGAAGUUGUUGAAAAGACUUUGGAAGUACAUAAAGUUGAGAUUUUCCCUAAUGAUGUACCCCUCAAUGAUAUUGUUUACACAAUUAAAUCCUCAAGUAACAUGCCAAUUGCAAGGAAUUGUUCUGCACUCGAAUAUUUGGUGAGGCAUGUUCAACAUCGAAUUCUCAUAUGCACUCUAAGACGUUUGUUACUGAAAGAUGCAAAAAUAUCAAGACACUCUUUUGAGUACUCUGACAGAGAUGAGACUAUCACAGCUCAUCUGGUUGGGGGUAUUGAUGCUUUCAUAAAAGUAACUCAGAGCUGGCCGAUAUCAGAUUCUGGUUUGAAGUUGGUCUCUAUAAAAAACUCCAAUAGCCAAUCCAAGAGCAUUUCCCUGAGUUUUCUUUACAAGGUUAAGGAACUUACAAAUUCUUUGAACAUUCAAACUCGAGGCCAUCUUGUUCGAUUCCUGGAUGCAAUCGAAGAAAUACUUGUCCGGGAGAUGCAUUCUGAGCUCCAUUCAAAUGACAUUUCUGCCUGAAACCUUCAAUUUCGUUAUGCACUCGUCUUGUAAUUAGCUUUUCUUAUGCUACCCAGUUUUAGAAGCAAAGCGUUCUUUAUUGAUGUAUCUCGUGUGAAAUCUUCAAAUGUUAGUUUAGGGUAUUGUUUCGGAUUCAGUUGGCUAUUUGUGCUCCUCUUGUUGAAUGAAAUGCUUUUGGUAUUCUAUUGGGAUUUUCUUAAUAGAAUGACCGAAUUAUCUGCA